Messenger RNA from Odontomachus brunneus, 1357 nucleotides. RefSeq lists its product as uncharacterized. NCBI's taxonomy places the organism in Eukaryota, Metazoa, Arthropoda, Insecta, Hymenoptera, Formicidae. The record is from RefSeq and is a predicted model, not a curated record. Bases 16 to 1035 code for a protein of 339 amino acids. The transcript is spliced from 3 exons.
UCGUCAUCACUAUGCAUGUUGUCGUCGUUUGACGACGCGUCCAGGGAGUGGGGGAUAUUUGAGGAGGGUCCUACGCUGCAGUGCACACCUAUAAAGAUUGAGACGACGCAGGGCCAGGUCACACUUGGUACCGAAAAUUUUCCGGAGAGUGUGGUCUGCAGUACUCGCGCUCUUCGUUCUCUUCCUUACGCUUGUUACGUUGCGCAACGACCAGAAGAGUGUGAUUCUCUGGUGAUCAGGAAGAUGAAGAAAAUACUGAUUUCGGUACUGCUGCUGGCUGUGAGCGUCACGGCCACAUACAUUCCGGAUAGCGCGCAGCAACAAAAGGAUGCAUCUCAGCUACAGGAUUGCAACAUAGGCAACUGGAACGUCAACUGCUUCUUAAUAAGGGCUAUCAUUGGCAUGCGGAAGAUGCAGCAAUCGAAGGACAUCGAGGUCGCCGACGGUGUCACUUUCGUGCAGGAAAAACCAGUGGAGGUCUCAGGAAGGCAGGUGUCCGAGAAGGACAUACUGAGUCAAUUACCGCAAAAUAAUCUAGCGAGAACGAUGCAACUCACGAACAUGUUGUGCGAUGCAGGCACCUCUUUAUUGAAUAGUCACAGUCUGAAAUUCGGCAUGUCAGUCGACCACCCCGUGGAAGAAGCACGCACCAAAAUGAAGAAGCAUAACAUUAUAUUACUGGCCAUCUUGUUCGCAAUCAAGAUUUUCUUGUUGAUGCCAAUGAUAGGCUUGUCUCUGAUAACCCUCAAGGCCUUUUUCUUCAGCAAGUUAGCUCUGUUGUCCGGCGUUGCCAUAGCGUUCCAAAAAUUCAUCAAUAAUAAUAAUGAUAGUGUCAGCAGCAGUUUUUUUAACAAGGAUUCGUACUUGUACAACAACGAUGAUGCCACGGACUGGACACCCAAUAAUUCAAACCAAGUUACCUUCCAAAACAAAGAAAGCGUGACUACGUAUGACUACGCGAGGGCGAACGAUAACUAUGAUGCCCACGAUCUGGCAUAUGUCAACUACGCAAGGAGCCACAACAAUGCUAAUUAAGUGCAACUCUUCAUUCGAUCCUCCGUGCCGAGCUGCCGGCAAGAAGAGGAAGUCGGAAGGACCUGCGAAUAUCCGACAGCCAUACGCCGCGAAGCAGAAAAGCUCCUCGGCUUUGGAAGCCAUUGGACCCACCUACGACUGUUAGAUUAGUAUCUAUUAUUACACGUAUGUAAUUUAUCGAAUUAUAGAAAAGUAUUAAUUAUUGAGAACGAUUGUAAGCAUCAAACAAUUAUCUCUUAUUUAUGUUUUAUAUAAUUAGAAUUUCUGCAAUUUAAUAAUUAAUCUACAAUAUAUAAUAAAAUUUUUAAUUUGACGCAUUUAA